This is a messenger RNA of Rhizoctonia solani, 1917 nucleotides long. Its product is annotated as Retrotransposable element Tf2 protein. The coding region runs from base 1 to 1917 and encodes 638 amino acids. The transcript has 3 exons. The record is from RefSeq and is a predicted model, not a curated record. Lineage: Eukaryota; Fungi; Basidiomycota; Agaricomycetes; Cantharellales; Ceratobasidiaceae.
AUGUCAUGGUUGAAAAAACACAAUCCCCAAAUUUUGUGGGAAAAACAUACACUUGUUUUUAAUUCUCUAUAUUGUUCCAACAAUUGUUUAGCCACACCUGCUGUUUUAGAGCUCAAAGCAGUGGAAGAAAUUCCUGUCCCUUAUCAAGAAUUUGCUAGAGUAUUUUCAGAGGAGGAAUCGUCAAAAUUACCACCCCAUUGUCCUUACGACAUCGCCAUUGAGCUACUCCCUGACGCAAAACCCCAACAUGGCCCCAUUUACAGCCUAGGCCCAAGGGAAGAUGCGGAACUUAGGGAAACCAUUGAAAAGCAACUGAAGGCAGGCCUGAUCCGCCCGUCUAAAUCUCCCAUGGCUUCCCCCAUAUUAUUUGUCAAGAAGAAAAACGGGAAGCUACGCAUCAUGACCAAGAAGAAUGUAUAUCCUCUACCAUUGCCACAAAACUUGAUUGAGAAGCUACAAGGUGCAAAGAUUUUUAGUAAAUUCGAUCUCAAGGCCGGAUAUAACUUAGUCCGAAUUAAAGAAGGUGAUGAAUGGAAAACAGCCUUCAAGACAAAAUACGGACUAUUUGAGUACUUGGUUAUGCCCUUUGGGUUAACAAAUGCGCCAGCGGCUUUUCAAGAUAUGAUGAACAAAAUAUUCAGGGAUCUUCUGGAUGUUUAUGUCAUCAUAUACCUGGACAAUAUCCUAGUCUUCUCCUUGAACAAAAAAGAUCAUGAACUUCACGUGCGCAAAGUGCUAAAGAGGCUACAGGACAAUGACCUUUUUUGUAAUAUUGAAAAAUGCCACUUCCAUGUCAAGAAGAUUGACUAUCUAGGGUUCAUUAUAUCUGAAUUUGGUAUAGAAGUUGACCAAUCUAAAGUCACGGAUGCCAUGAAUUGGUCAACACCUAAGAAUGUCAAAAACAUCCAAGAAUUCUUAGGAUUUGUGAACUUUUAUAGACAAUUUAUCCCCAAUUUUGGUAACUUGGCACAACCCCUAUACAAUUUGCUCAAAAAGGACAGCCUAUGGAAAUGGGAAUUGGCGGAACAACAAUCCUUUGACAGUUUAAAGAAAUGCCUCACUUCAGCGCCACUACUCCUACAGCCGGAUACAACAAAACAGUUCUACAUAGAAUGCAAUGCAUUGGACUAUGCCACUGGAGCUAUAUUAUCCCAACGCAACCCUGAAGGGAAACUAGCUCCAGUAGCCUAUCUAUCCAAGUCACUGUCCCCUGCUGAAAAGAAUUACAACAUUUUUGACAAGGAACUAUUGGCAGUCAUUAGGGCAUUUAAAGAAUGGCGCCAUUUACUGGAAGGAUCAGAGUUACCAGUUCAAGUUCUAACAGAUCAUAAGAAUUUGGAGUAUUUCUCUACAUCACAAUCCCUGAACAAACUACCCCUUGAAGGGGGGGUAGAGAACCAGGUUCUCCUGAAACCGGAACUUUUUAUUGCAUCUAUUACUCCGGAUCAAGAGAUCAAUGACCUAAUUGGCAAAGCUAUUUAUGAGGAUGACCGUCUGAAAGAAAUCCUGCACAAACUCCAGAACAAGGAAAAGAUCUUGGAUUGGGAAUUGAAAGAAGGACUACUAUGGUAUCAGGGAAAAAUCUUUGUACCUAAAGACAAUACCAUUAGGAACCUUAUUUUAGAAUCUAGGCAUGAUGCCUUGGCGGCGGGACACCCAGGACAAGCCAGGACAUUAGAACUUAUUUCCAGGAGUUAUUACUGGCCAUUGCUGAAAAAGUUUGUCAAUUCUUAUGUCAGCCACUGCGAAACCUGUAUCAGGUCCAAACCAACAAACCAAGUACCUGUAGGACUGCUAAAGCCAUUGCAAAUUCCUGAACGUCCUUGGGAAGACAUAGCUUACGACAUGAUUGUGGGACUACCAGUCUCAGAAGGCUUUGAUGCCAUUAGGUUAUUACAAAGUAGUAGGUGGUGGUAG